Messenger RNA from Haliotis rubra (blacklip abalone), 1650 nucleotides. RefSeq lists its product as uncharacterized. Lineage: Eukaryota; Metazoa; Mollusca; Gastropoda; Lepetellida; Haliotidae. The transcript has 8 exons. The record is from RefSeq and is a predicted model, not a curated record. The coding region runs from base 240 to 1598 and encodes 452 amino acids.
UAAAUAUUUUCUACCACUGUCUCUAUAGGCUUUGAGAUUUUCACAACCGAUGAAAUCUAAACUUGACUAAGAUAAAUCGUCUGCUCACACGGCGGGUUCUCCGUUCGCUGAACAGUUCAACUUCCGCGUUCGGACAGAAGCGUCAUUCGGGAUAUGACCCGACUCACGUGAGUGCAGAAAUCAUACAUCCGCCUGUGCAUGUUGACAAUAUCAUCACGGUGGAUGGGAAGAAAAAGCGGAUGAUGGAGGGAACACUGCAGCUGCUGCUUGUCUGGGCAUUGUUGACCGUCGAUGUUGUGACCUGCCAGUGUGUGAAGGAUUCAGAUGAGCUGUCCUUCUCAAGGCAAAAUAGUGAGGCAGAUGAUGUACACAGGGAUCAUUUUGUCAGCAUCCGUUGCUGCGCCAACAACUUUGUGGGAGAGAUUCAAUGGUACCGUUAUGAAAAUGGAAUUAUGACUUCAUUUGAUUACGGGAACUAUACAUUCCAUCAAAGGCGACAGGUGUUGGAUAUCCAGAAGGCAUCAAUGAAGGACAACGGAACCUAUAUUUGCCUUGCAAGCAAUGGGACGAACAAUGUCACCUUUGUGUUCGAACUUUAUGUUGCUGAAUGUGACAAAUCAGUCGGCAAAGUGAUAGUAGAGCGUAGGCCAGAUCCAAAGCAGAUUGUCCAGUUGGGUCAAAGCAUCACCUUGGAGUGCCGGGGGUACUUUGGCUGUGGUUUGCAAAACACUAGAGAUGCUUUCUGGAUGAGAAAGUUGGGGAAAGCAGAUAAAUUGCUGUCUGGAGAUAAUGAAUUUUAUUCUGUGGAACGUGUGAAUAAGAGCAAUGGGAAUAUACUUGGCAGUAUACUGACCUUCAAGACAAUAACCGAGGACAACAUGACCUCCCGUUAUGUGUGUGUUCUCUUUUCACCGCCACCGAAUGGACACAGCUUUCCCAUAGAGCUUGUUCCUUUGCCGCAGAAGGAAGUUCUCCCCACGUGGGGUGUGGCUGUUGUGGCUGUAUCUGUCAUCCUUGUCGUCCUGGUAAUGUUUCUCCUCGUUGUGCAGCCUUGGAGAGACCAACUCUUGUUCCGGAUCAGAACCAAGUGUCACCGUCUUCCGCCAAGACUUACCAACAUGCAGCAUGAUGUGAUUGUCUUGUGUCACCCAGCCAACGAAGAUGAAGUCAAGAGGCACGUAACAAGCUACUUGAGAAACUAUUAUACAGUCUUCUUUCCUUACGAUGACAUUCCAGAGGGACAAUUGGAAGCACAGGGCGCAUUGGAAGCCCUGCAGAGCAGUUCCUACGUUUUAAUCUAUGUAGAACCCUCAGAUGAGAGGGUUCCCCGACUGGACUUUUUAAUGAAGGCAGCUACAGAUAUCCAGCAAGGGGCACGGAUCAUCCUCGUUCACAAUGGCCGCUUGACGGAUUCGUUACAAGGACUUGAGUAUGAAACACGAUCCAGACUACAACAUGUCCAUCGUAUUAAAUGGCCGACAGACAUUGACAGCAAUGCAAGAGUGAAGAAGAAUUUCCUCUGUGCCAUUCAGUCUUAUCUGCCAGAGUCUCUCGACAACACAGAGCCAUCAUCCCAAGAACCAUUACUGGGUGAGUGAGUGUGGAUUUUCGCCGCCUUUAGAAAUAUUCCAGCAAUAUCACGGCGGGGGA